AUGGAGAGCAUCAACCGCGCGCAAGAAGCGCCAAAAACCGGCACGACCAUCGUGGCGUGCGAAUACGCGGGUGGUAUCGUCAUCGGCGCGGACACGAGAGUCUCCACGGGAACGUACAUUUCCAACCGAGCGUCGGAUAAGAUGUGCAACUUGACCGAAAACGUCGUCAUGGCUCGAUCAGGCUCCGCCGCGGAUACCGAAGCCGUCGCCGGGUUCGUCCGGCACCACUGCGCGCAACGCGAGAUUGAAUUAGCACACGGGGAAACCAUGGAGGUGAAACAAGUCGCCAGGAUAUUGACCAAGAUCAACUACGAGAAUAAAAACGCGAACAACGGGACCGGGUUAGGGUGCUACGCGAUUGCCGCCGGGUGGGACGAGAAAUUUGGCGCGCAGGUGUAUUCGUGCACGGCUGGAGGGAACAUGAUCAAGACUUCGUGGACGACGGACGGAAGCGGCUCGACGUACAUCUGGGGGUUUUUAGACUCCGAGUUCAAGGAACGGAUGACGAGAGAGGAGUGCGAGAAGUACGUGUUGAAAGCGUUAACGCUCGCAAUGGCGGUGGAUUCCAGCUCAGGUGGGUGCGCUCGCUUGUGCACGGUGAACAAAGACGGGUGUUUUCGACGGUUCAUUAAAGGCGACGAGUUGGAAAGGCAGCUCGGAGAGAUUCACUUCAAAAGCGGCGGCGGCUUAGGCAAAGGCGUCGUCUACGGCGAGAAGAGCGGCGGGGUAGCCAUUUAA
Molecule: messenger RNA, 738 nt
Organism: Bathycoccus prasinos
Lineage: Eukaryota; Viridiplantae; Chlorophyta; Mamiellophyceae; Mamiellales; Bathycoccaceae
Exons: 2
Coding region: 1-738 (245 amino acids)
Cellular component (GO): proteasome core complex
Molecular function (GO): threonine-type endopeptidase activity
Source: RefSeq, a predicted model, not a curated record